Molecule: messenger RNA, 1125 nt
Organism: Paramuricea clavata
Lineage: Eukaryota; Metazoa; Cnidaria; Anthozoa; Malacalcyonacea; Plexauridae
Source: the annotation of a GenBank genome assembly
AUGGCUGAUGCAAGCAAUACUCGUGUUGGUGAUUCAAACAAGAGAAAUAAGGGUAAAAAACAGCGAGUUUGGACCGAAACAGAACUAAAAUAUUUUGCAGUUGCACUAGCAGACGAGAAGAAGCAGUACGCAGUUCAACUAGAAACACUCGCAUUGAAAAAGUCUGCAAAUUUGUGUGUAUACGAAGGUAUCGCAAAAGAUCUUGAAAAGCACUUAAAAUCUGACGAGUUCAAAGCAGAAAACCAACGGGAAAGAGAAGAGUCGAAGCGAAAAUUGAGAGAUACUGCCCUGGAAAUUACGCCACCUAGGCUUCGGGUCAAGUAUAAAUUUCUUAGAAGUCAAUGGCGAAAAUGUACAGAUCGUGUUAAAAAAGGAAGUGGAAAGGCACCGAUUGAUGAGCCAGAGUGGUUCACCAUCAUAAAUCCUGUAUUUUCUGAUACCUUUGGGGAUGUGGAUGUUGUUUCGUGUAGUGGCGAUGUACUUGUAUCUCACGACUCGGAUAAUUCAUUGACAGAUUCAGACAAAGAAAGUGAUGCAGUUGAUCGACCAGAUACACCUUUUAAUAACACCAGCGGCCUUAGCCUUGGAUCAACUUGGGGAGGGAGUGAUAAUAGUGAUGAUAAUGUCCUAGAAGCCAGCACAAACAGUAGUUCGUGUGGUAGCACCAAAAGGAAAUGUAAAGCUAAACUUGAAACCAAACCUUUUUUCAAAAGAGGGUUUUUAAGCCAAGCACAAGCAAUUCAAAAUAUGGCAAAGAGUUUUUCUGAUAUGGGGGAGAUGCAAGAGAAGCGAUCUGAAUUAAUUUCCAAAGCUGAGAAGAAAAGGCACGAUGAAUUUUUAAACUUUCAAAGAGAACAAGCAGAGCUCAACAGACAACAUGAACUGAAGAUGAUGGAAAUGGUCAUGAAAUACACUAGACCUAAUCAACCAGAACCUCCACAUCUUCAAGCUUCAAAUGUCCAAAUGGCUCAGCAACAACCAAUUCACAACAUGUAUCCAUAUAGUGGUUUUAAUUUCAUUCAACAUGAGUACCAAGUACCAACCACACAUGAUAGCACUGCUCUUACAGGGCUGGACACACCCGCAUCACGUCAGCACAGCCAACAUUGGUAUGGACAUAAUUAA